Polistes canadensis is the source of this 1126-nucleotide messenger RNA. RefSeq names its product zinc finger and SCAN domain-containing protein 2-like. Gene Ontology annotation, molecular function: RNA polymerase II cis-regulatory region sequence-specific DNA binding; DNA-binding transcription factor activity, RNA polymerase II-specific. The record is from RefSeq and is a predicted model, not a curated record. Bases 85 to 1002 code for a protein of 305 amino acids. NCBI's taxonomy places the organism in Eukaryota, Metazoa, Arthropoda, Insecta, Hymenoptera, Vespidae. The transcript has 5 exons. Gene Ontology annotation, biological process: regulation of transcription by RNA polymerase II.
AAAGAAAGAAUAAAACAAAAGACUACGUUAAAAUGACGAAAUUGUACUGGCCAUAUUGUGUAUGUAACUCUCGUUAAGAAUAAUAUGCCAAAAUGUUUGUUAAGGUCCAUGGCAAGAUAUCAGAAGACGCAGGAUCCUUGCGAGGAGGAUGUAGAUUUAAAAUGGAUUCCACCAUCUGUGGAUUUAAAACGACAAAAACGAACUCAAGAUGUUAAUAACAAUUUUACCAACAAUGUUUGGAUGUGUUCCGGACUUCCCAUAGUAACACGAUAUACAUUUAAAAAGAAUAAUGAUUCAUUAUGGAAAUUGAAACCUUUGGAUGACUCCAAUUCACAUGAAAAUUUAUUUCUCAAAAAUGAAACGUUAUCAGUUGGCUACAAUUUCUACGAUAUUAACUCCAACGAAGGUACUUCGUUGAAUCAAACAGAGAUUCAAACUGUGCCAUCGGACAUUGGUGAAUCAAAUUUUACGGCGUACCAACGGACGAACGACGAAAAGAUCAUUUGUGAAGAUGUUAAAUUUAACGAAAAUUUAAAACAGCGGGAAAUUCAAACGGUAGCGCAAACUUUAUAUCUAACUAAUACCGGUACUCCUACUACUAGUACUAGUACUACUUCUACUACUACUACUACAACUACGACCAAAAAAUUAACAAAGGAUUAUAAAAUGCUACCUGAUAUCGAAAACAAUUCAAAUUGGAAGAAAAAUAAAACGAUGCAUUAUUGUCCAUAUUGUCAGAAAUGUUUCGACAGGCCGUGGGUUUUGAAAGGACAUUUGAGACUUCAUACCGGAGAACGGCCUUUUGAGUGUCCAGUUUGUCACAAAUCUUUUGCCGAUCGAUCAAAUUUACGAGCUCAUCAAAGAACAAGAAAUCAUCAUCAAUGGCAAUGGCGCUGCGGAGUAUGCUUCAAGGCAUUUUCACAAAGACGAUAUUUAGAACGCCAUUGUCCUGAAGCUUGUAGAAAAUAUCGUAUAACUCAGAGAAGAGAACAAUUUAAUUAACGAGAUAUCUUUUAACGUUUUUUAAAAUAUCGAUUCGUCGUCAUAAAAAAGGUUAUGUACCAAUACAAGUUAUAAUUUUGUCUUUUUGUUUUGCUUUUUAAUUUUCUUUUUCUUUUCUUUCAAU